Messenger RNA from Oncorhynchus tshawytscha (Chinook salmon), 2342 nucleotides. RefSeq names its product small conductance calcium-activated potassium channel protein 1-like. Gene Ontology annotation, cellular component: neuronal cell body; plasma membrane; neuron projection. The record is from RefSeq and is a predicted model, not a curated record. The coding region runs from base 189 to 2177 and encodes 662 amino acids. NCBI's taxonomy places the organism in Eukaryota, Metazoa, Chordata, Actinopteri, Salmoniformes, Salmonidae. Gene Ontology annotation, biological process: potassium ion transmembrane transport. Gene Ontology annotation, molecular function: small conductance calcium-activated potassium channel activity; calmodulin binding. The transcript has 8 exons.
AGCAGCAGACUCAUAAUCAUUUCAAGAUUAAAGAGCAUAACCUACCACCAGUCUCGACUACUGAAAAAACAGAGCCUUCGCUCAAUAUACCUCUGAAUGGCAAUGAGUCAAGUAAAGUUAGGCAGCUCUUGGUUUUGUCUCAAUCUCAGGACCAACAGAAACUUCCCUUAGAUACACAACACCAAUGGAUGCUAGGAAACGGUUUGCCUAGCUGCUGUGCCAAUGAGUGUGGAGUGCAUUGUAGAAGCCAACAACCUUACUUAAACCAGCAACUACAGCAACACCCUCAAAGGCAGCAUUGUUGUGACCAUCUUAGCAUUCUAAAAUGCCAUCAGUGUUCUCUCUACCCAUCCAGCAGCAGCCCACGAGUGAAGAAUUCAUUCCCGGCUACUAGCGACAAAAGCAGUGUUCACUCCUCUUCCAGUAGCCAGCGGUGGCCGGGGAACCAUCAACUAGAGGGAGAAGGGCAACGACAAGGGGAGCAACAGGUACAUCCUCAUACCAAAAAGGUUGGCCAUGUUGGUUCAACGCCUUCCCUGUCCAAGAGCAGUAGCCCACCUCCCGACACAGUUGUGACAAGCGCUAAAUACAAUGGGGAUGUUGGGAGACCCCUGAGCAGCUUAGGAGCUUCGCCACCCAACCUUUCAGAGCUGGACUCAGCAAGACAAGAGCCCCUCCAGACUCUCCACAGGUCCGUCCUGGAGGAGGUGUUCUCCAAAGGCCUCAGUGAGGACAAUAGUAAGGGCAACAGCGAGGGAGGAGGAGACGCGCCACAGAAGAGGACUAAGGACAUUGGCUACAGAUUGGGCCAGCGUAGAGCGCUAUUUGGAAAGCGCAAACAGCUGAGCGACUAUGCCUUGAUUUUCGGGAUGUUUGGGAUUGUUGUCAUGGUGACGGAGACGGAACUGUCCUGGGGGGUUUACACGAAGGAAUCAUCAUACUCAUUUGCUCUGAAAUGCCUCGUCAGCCUUUCAACUGCUGUAUUGCUCGGCCUCAUUGUGAUGUACCAUGCACGGGAAAUACAGCUCUUCAUGGUGGACAAUGCAGCUGACGACUGGAGGAUUGCUAUGACAUAUGAGCGGAUCUUCCUGGUUGUGCUGGAGCUGCUGGUCUGUGCCAUCCACCCCAUCCCGGGCCAGUACAUCUUCACCUGGACAGCCCGUCUGGCCUUCACCUACCCACACUCAUUGACCAAUGCCGACGUGGACCUCGUCCUCUCCAUCCCCAUGUUCCUCAGGCUCUACCUAAUCGGUCGUGUCAUGCUGCUGCACAGCAAGCUUUUCACGGACGCCUCGUCGCGCAGCAUCGGCGCCCUCAACAAGAUCAACUUCAACACGCGGUUCGUCAUGAAGACCCUCAUGACCAUCUGCCCCGGCACGGUGCUGCUGGUCUUCAGCGUCUCUUGUUGGAUCAUCGCGGCGUGGACGGUGCGUGUAUGUGAGAGGUAUCAUGACACACAGGAAGUGACUAAUAACUUCCUUGGGGCCAUGUGGCUCAUCUCUAUCACCUUUCUCUCCAUUGGUUAUGGAGACAUGGUCCCUCACACUUACUGUGGAAAGGGUGUGUGUCUGCUGACUGGAAUCAUGGGGGCUGGCUGCACUGCCCUGGUGGUUGCUGUAGUUGCCAGGAAGUCCGAGUUGACCAGAGCUGAGAAGCAUGUUCACAACUUUAUGAUGGACACUCAGCUCUAUAAACGAGUGAAAAACACAGCUGCCAAUGUACUCAGAGAGACAUGGCUUAUCUACAAACACACCAAGUUAGUCAAGAAGAUCGAUCACGCCAGGGUACGCAAACAUCAGCGCAAAUUUCUGCAAGCCAUUCACCAACUGCGCAGAGUCAAACUGGAACAGAUGAAACUCACCGACCAGGCUAACACACUUGUGGAUCUAGCCAAGACUCAGAACAUGAUGUACGACCUGGUGUCUGACCUACAGCUGCGCAGCGAGGAGCUGGAUAGGAGGAUUGGUAGUUUGGAUGACAAACUGGACUCCAUCCUAGUCAAUCUGCAGGCCCUACCCAGCCUGCUCUCCCAAGCGGUCACACAGCAGCACAAGGACUUCCUGGAUGGCUUGGCCCUCCGUGUACGGAAAGCCUCGUCGGAAUCGGAGCUUCACUGGGUUCCCGCUAGGUGCCAACGGUCCCUUUCCACUGCACCACAGACCAUACCUUACAGCUGACAGCCUAGCCACAUUGCCACGAUUGUGACCUUAAAUGGAUUUAUUUAAUUGUGUAUUUCAUACUACCCCAGGGACAGGGGCAUUCUAUCCUCUGACAAUGCAUUUGAGCAUGGUUAUAUCUCUCCAGCCCCAACCCUCAGCUGUUUACUAAAAGAAGUAGCGGGC